This is a messenger RNA of Asterias rubens (European starfish), 4418 nucleotides long. RefSeq names its product melanotransferrin-like. The coding region runs from base 413 to 2668 and encodes 751 amino acids. The record is from RefSeq and is a predicted model, not a curated record. Gene Ontology annotation, cellular component: extracellular region; recycling endosome; early endosome. Gene Ontology annotation, biological process: iron ion transport. The transcript is spliced from 15 exons. Lineage: Eukaryota; Metazoa; Echinodermata; Asteroidea; Forcipulatida; Asteriidae.
GUCCAUGUCCGUCACGCUUCGAUCGUCACGUCCGCCAUCCGGACCCGCACAUCAGACCCUAGUCUUUCGUCAAGGCCUUCGUAGCAUUGGAGACAACGCCCGCGAGAGUCCAGCUGCCAAUCGCACGAGUGGUCUUUCCGUGCAGUCGCUUGGGAGAGUGAUGCUCUGCGAAGCAGUCCGCAAAGGCCUCGACAAAAGGCUACACCAGAAAAGACGAUGCUCGACGACCAGCAUAUUAUAUAUAGUGUGUGUUAACUUUCGAUAUUGAUCCCCACGCUCUGAUACCACGAUACUUUUUCUUCCACGUGUUUUGUGUGAAAAAUCAUUGAUAAGGAGUGCAGCUAACAGGUGGCACACCUAGGUAGAAAAAGAUUCAACGGUUUCCUCAGCAUUUCAACAAUUCAACUCCACGAUGAUUGGAAUGGCCAGCAUCAUGCGUUUCAUUUGUCUGGUACUUUGCCUUCAUGUGUCAUGUGCAGUGACUGAGGUACGUUGGUGCACUAUAUCCAGUCAUGAAGAAGCAAAAUGUGCCGCAAUGAAGACGGCAUUUGCAAGUAAUUCAUUGCCUACACUGCUGCGGUGUGUUGCACACACUUCUGCAAGGGAAUGCAUGGCUGCAAUUGCUAACGGCGAUGCCGAUCUGAUCACGCUUGAUGGUGGAGACGUUUAUCAGGCAGGGUUCGAGUUCGGCUUGGUACCCAUUAUGAACGAGCAGUAUGCGCAGGCCAACCCAGACGGUUACCAUGCCAUUGCCGUGGUGAAAAAGUCAAACACGGGCAUCAACAUCAAUAACCUUCGGGGAAAGAAGUCGUGCCACACCGGAGUGAAGAAGACCGCCGGAUGGAACGUCCCCGUAGGUUUCCUCAUGGAGAAAGGUGAUAUGACUCCCCAAGACUGCCAGGACGACAUUACAUCUGCCGGGAAUUUCUUCAGCCAAAGCUGUGCUCCAGGUGCUAAGUCUCCCGACUACGAUCCAUUUGGUACUAACCCUGAUAGUUUGUGUGAUCUGUGUCUGAGCACUGACUGUUCUCGCAGCUCCAGCGAGCUGUACUAUAACUAUGCUGGCGCAUUCAGAUGUUUGGCUGAAGGCGCAGGUGAUGUGGCGUUCAUCAAACCAGUUACGAUCACCCAAUACACCGACGGGGCAAGCGGUGACGACUGGGCACGCGACUUAUCGAGCGCUGACUUUGAAUUGCUGUGUCCUGAUGGUAGCAGAGCAGCGGUCGGAAGUGAGGCCAACUGCAAUCUUGCUUUUGUUCCAACACACGCUGUCAUGACCUCCAGUAAAUACAUUUCAACCGUUCUUGCCGAUUUUCGAGAUGUGCUUCAGCAAGCUCAGACUCUUUUUGGUGAGGAUGUCAACUCGAACGGUUUCUCCAUGUUCGACUCGACACUCUACACAGGAGGCUCCGACCUUCUGUUCAAGGAUUCUACAGUUUCACUCAAGAAUGUUGUCGACAAAGAUUAUGCCCAAUACCUGGGUGAAUCGUACCUCGCUACUCUAAAAGGUCUGGAAAAAUGUCCAGCAAACACCCUCCGCUGGUGUGUGACCUCUGACUUUGAGAAGGAGAAAUGUCGAGCCAUGAGUUCGGCCUUCGCGGGCGAGGGUUUCACUCCACGUGUAUCCUGCUUCCAAAGCUACACUGAUUUGGAUUGUGUUGCUGAAAUCACAAACGAUCGCGCUGAUCUGAUCACCCUUGAUGCUGGAGUUCUGUACAAGGCAGGGCGUGAGAGUGGCGUCUCCCCAAUCAUGGCAGAGGAUUACGGGCAAGGGGACAGCACCUACUGGGGUAUUGCUGUCGUCAAAAGAGAUACUACAUUCACCAUCAACGACCUGAAGGGGAAGAAGUCUUGUCACACAGGUAUAAUGAGGACCGUUGGAUGGAUCGUCCCAGUAGGCUUCCUUAUCACUCGCGGUGACAUCGUCGUAACCGAAACCUGUGACAUCCCUCAAGCUGUCGGUGAGUUUUUCAGUGAAAGCUGUGCGUCGGGAAGCAAAGCAGAGAAAAAUGACCCCGAUGGUACCAACCCAGAAAGCCUUUGUGCGCUUUGUACAGGAGUAGGAACUGACAAAUGUGCAUCUAGUGCUGCAGAACCGUACGCUGGCUACGCUGGUGCAUUCCGAUGCAUGGCUGAAGGGGCGGGUGACGUUGCCUUUGUGAAGCACACUACAGUAGGGGACAACACCGGCGGGACAAACAAAGCUAGUUGGGCGAUAAAUCUGAAUAAGGCAGACUACCAGUUGCUGUGCCCAGACGGUUCCAGAGCCGAGAUAGAUGACUACAUGAACUGCAAUCUUGCCAGGGUACCAUCACACGCUGUGGUCACGUCUGGCGACAAGACUGCUGCCGAGAAGAAGGAUAUGGUCGACCUGUUGACUAAUGGACAGAAUCUUUUCAAGAGUGACACAGGUCCAGGGUUUAGAAUGUUUGAUUCGUCCAACUACACCAAUUCUAACAAUCUCAUCUUCAAAGACUCCACCGUCCAGCUCCUGGACCGCAGGUCUAAAGACACCUACGACAAGUUCCUGAGCAAGGAAUACCUGGAAGACGUCGAGGCCAUCUACUGCGACAAGGAUGAUGGAGGCACGUCAUCAGCUGGCAACCUCCUGGCGUCUUUCCUCGUGGUGAAUAUCGCCUUGGUGAUUCGCCGCAUCGUUGUUGGCUAGAGAGGGUUCGAUCAGAAAUGAAAGGCCUUUUGAGAGGAGGGCCUCUAAGUCGGCAUAAGAAAUGUCACAUUCUGGCAGCCUGGGUUUCGGCGUGAGUCGACGUCAAGACUGGGAAAUAUCUCUUUUUUUGUUUUUAACAAUGGCCUGGUAUCAAAAUGUUUGUUUUGGGGGUUUUUUUUUUCUCGUUUUUUUGUAGUUAAAAAACUUGACUGAAAAAGUACUCAUGCUAAAUCAGUGUGUGUUCUUUUACAGUAAGGUGUUAACUGGUUUUAUUGGUUGAAUUAGAGUGCUGCCAACAUUACAUGAUAUUUUGUAUUGAUUGUGUUGGUAUGUGCAAUUACACAACUUUACUAAUAAGAUGGUUUUAAGGGGUUGCUUUUCUGCUUGCUUCAGCUUAUAAUUUUUUUUUUUUUCAUGCAUUUUUUUCAGCUUUUUUGUUUUAACCCAUAAAUGAUGUACUCAGACUUGUUUGCUUAGACUUUAGUUGCAUUUAGAUAUUAACUAACAGGCUAUUUUGAGAAAUUUCAUGGUGAGGUCUAGCUGAUGAGAGAGGGACGCGAUCCCAUGUGGAGAGGAAGGUACAGGCACAAACUGAAGAAUUUGACAACCGUUCCAAGCUGAAAGUGGAUUGAACCAGUCCAAACUGGAUCUGACUGGUCUUAUACAGCAGAUACCAAGCAGUACUACACUCUGUGACCUUCUGUGAUUGUUUCAUGAGAGUUGUGUGAAAGUGAAGAACCGGUCACAACUGGUUCGAACUUGGUCAGAAGACUUUGACAAACAUUCCAAGCUGAAAGUGGACAGAACCAGUCGAAACUGGAUCUGACUUGUUUUUACUCAUCUUCCUAUCUCGGGUUGAGUCUGUACACAAGAUACUAAACACAGUACUACAUUCCAUGACUAUUAGUUGUUGUGUCAUGAGAGUUGCAUGGACAUGAAGAACCGGUCACGACUGGUUCAAACUGGAUCUGACUGGUUUUACUCAUCUUCCUAUCUUGGGUUGAGUCUGUACAGAACACAACCAAACGCAGUACUACAUUCCAUGACUAUUUGUUAUUGUGUCAUGAGAGUUGCAUGGAAGUGAAGAACCGGUCACGACUGGUUCAAACUGGGUCGGACUGGUCUGAACUGGACUGUGAGUUGCAUUUGGAAGUGAUUAGGGAAUUAGAUGCACCCACAUAACAACCAGAUAUGAUUAUGGAUAAAACUGGUUCAAACUAGACAAUCUGCGGCAUUAAAACAUCUGCCUGAUAAAAUGAUAAGAACUAGCAAAUUGGAGUUGAACUUUACAUUUUGUUCAAGUCGGUAUCAAUAUUAAAUGUUGUUAUGACAUUAUUAACAUGGUUACAGUUCAUAAAUAAAUUCGGUUAAUUUCAGCUCAGUGUAAUGGUGAAGCCAUCUUGUUUUCUUCCCCAAUUGAAAGCAGUGUCACCAAACCGAGGCUGGUAGGGCCUUAUGGUUUGGUACCCUUUUCAGUGUAAUGCAAAUCAGCAUGCAUUAUUCAUAGGGACCAUGAGAAUAAUGGUGGCUUCAAUACGUUUUUUUUAUUACAGUUAUUAUUACUAUUUUGUUUUUCCUCAACCAAAUUGAAAACAAAAGCUGUUCAUGGAAAUUGAUUCCAAAGCAAUAAACAUUAGUUCUGCACCAUAAUAUUUUGUUUUUUAUUUGAUUCUUAAAAUUGUCUUAUUUGACUACUUAAAUUAUUAAAACCUUAUUUCUUGUUUAUUUGAGAUACAGCUGUGCUCAUACA